AGUGUAGUGCGCGAGAUCAACAGGAUAAAUGACAGAGAGCUCGAUAUAAUUGCUUCAGGAGGCGCGUCAUGGCACGACGAGUACAAGGAUUCCGCCUACAUCUUUAUUGGCGGUUUACACUUCGACUUGACGGAAGGAGAUGUCAUCACUAUCUUCUCUCAGCGAGUCGUGUAUGGGGAAGUUAUGGAUGUCAACCUCCCUCGCGACAAGAACACCGGAAAGACGAGAGGAUUUGGCUUCCUCAUGUAUGAAGAUCAAAGAUCAACAGUUCUGGCCGUCGAUAAUCUCAACGGUGCGAAUGUGCUCGGACGCGUCCUAAGGGUGGACCAUGUGAAGAACUACAAGCAGCCCGGCAAGAAGGGGGAAGAUGGAGAGUGGAUAGAGCCUGAAGAACAAAGCCUGAAUGCCAAACCUCCACUGCUGAUUGAGGACGAUGCCGCGUCCGACUCAUCUGUAUCUUCUGGUCCCCCGAUCGACCCUGAGGAUCCUAUGUACGAAUAUCUCGUCGCGAAGCGCAAGGAAGAGAAGGCGCUGAAGAAGACGAAGAAGCACAAGGCAAAAGGCAAACACAAAGAUGAGACUCCUGAGGAGCGUCGCGCGCGGAAGGAAAGGAAGAAGGAGAAGAAAGCGAAGAAAGCUGGCAAAUCCGAGGGGAUGCGGGCAGUGGAAGAGUUGCUAGCUGAGAUUGAGGGGCGGGAUGGUCGAGGGGGUGGAGAGAGGACGCGUUCGCCGGCGCGAGGACGGAGCAGAUCCAGGACGCCCGUCAAAGAUGCUAGGUCAAGGAGCAGAACCCCUGAGAGGCGAGCGAAGAGGCGAUUCACUAGCCGUUCUCCUUCAGACGGCCGUCCUCGCGAUGUCCGCUCGCCUCGUCGUGGGCGAGAUUCCGGGGAUUCACCGGAGCGACGUCGCAGACCUAGGGAAUUCGACUUUGACCGCCGGAGCCCUGACCGCGAUGAUCGUUCGAGGCGGUACAGGGACUGA
Gloeophyllum trabeum ATCC 11539 is the source of this 981-nucleotide messenger RNA. Its product is annotated as RNA-binding domain-containing protein. The annotation marks the transcript as partial. The record is from RefSeq and is a predicted model, not a curated record. NCBI's taxonomy places the organism in Eukaryota, Fungi, Basidiomycota, Agaricomycetes, Gloeophyllales, Gloeophyllaceae. Gene Ontology annotation, cellular component: catalytic step 2 spliceosome; U2 snRNP; precatalytic spliceosome. The transcript has 4 exons. Gene Ontology annotation, molecular function: RNA binding. Gene Ontology annotation, biological process: mRNA splicing, via spliceosome.